This is a messenger RNA of Scylla paramamosain (green mud crab), 4621 nucleotides long. RefSeq lists its product as uncharacterized. Gene Ontology annotation, molecular function: activin receptor binding; nodal binding. Lineage: Eukaryota; Metazoa; Arthropoda; Malacostraca; Decapoda; Portunidae. Bases 1 to 3453 code for a protein of 1150 amino acids. The transcript has 16 exons. The record is from RefSeq and is a predicted model, not a curated record. Gene Ontology annotation, cellular component: extracellular region; cell surface. Gene Ontology annotation, biological process: blood vessel development; anterior/posterior pattern specification; heart development.
AUGACUCUGUACCCAGUGGCAGUUAUUUGCACAAUGCUGGCAAGACCUUUCACCAACAAGCGGAUUAGCAAGUGUGGCAAGCGUUUCUUGUGCGCCACUUAUGGUUGGGAUUCGUGGUCUGACUGGUCUGGCUGCAGCGCCUCUUGUGACGGAGGGACCCAGGAACGCCGGAGGUACUGCCUACACGCCAAGGGCUGCCAGGGAUAUAACACAGAGAGGCGGCAAUGCAAUUUUUUCUCCUGCAACGGUACCCUCGACGUGCUGCACCUUCAGGAUAAGCGGUACAAACCAACUCAGUUCGGGUGGCGGGAAUCUAGCACGCGGCCUGGCUCGUGGCGCGCCGUGAGAAACCGCCCCCUGCUGGUACACACUCGAGAUAUCUACCCUGGUGGCUUCCCUGAGGAGUUCUCGCUACUCAUCACAGUACGACCUGACCUCGGCAACAUGGGUAUGCUGUUCCUGAUGCACCGCGCCUACGGUGGAGAGGUGUAUCUAGGGCUCGGCCUGGGCACUGGGCUGGAGCUGCUGCACACUGGGCCUGCGCGGGACGACGACGUGUUCCCCAUAAAUGUUGCACCGAUCAACGUGAACCUUACCGACGGUCACUGGCAUCAGCUGGCUAUCAGUGUGCUGGACGACAACAGUAUUCAGGUAUACGUGGAUUGCCGGUGGAUCAGUCGGCAGAUUCUCCGUCGGUCAUCCCUGCAGAUCCCCAUGGACACGCUGCUCUACGUGGGAGGCAUGCCGGGCCGCAGCUAUCAGGGGGAGAUGGAGCAGUUCACAGUGAGUCAUUCUCCCGAAGCAGUGGCGAAGCAAUGCAAACCUGAACCGAUUCCCAUCAUUGACACGACGCUGCAGGAAACCGGUCGGCCUCUGGGUGUGGACCGGCCGCGUCCCCACCACCCCCCUGAGGUGUACGAUUACGACGACUAUGAGGCCUACAGUCACUACGAGGACAAGCCGUACAUCGAUGGGUACGACUAUGGAAGCAGCUACGACCUGUACAAUGGCCUCACCUACACGGACUUCCCCGACUAUGUUUACGAUGAAUUCGACGACUACAACACAAAUGACGACGCGGAGACGAGUAGUGUGAUAGGUACGACUGACAGAUACCCUUCCUCCUCUUCCUCGUCGUCCUCCUCCUCUUCUUCACUCUCCUCAUCCUCCUCUUCAUUGUCCUCGAAGGAAGAGAGAGGAAAGAGGAAGGAGGAGGAGGAGGAGGAAGAUGACGAAGAAGGACAGGAGGAAAAGGAAACUAAAAGUGAAAGUGAAGUUGAAAUGAAUGAAGAAACGGACUCGAAAGGAACUGAGGAGGCAGGAGGAGUCAGCGAGGUGUCACGAAAUGACCACGAGGAAGAGGAAGAAGAGGAGAAAACUAUUGCAGAAGGCGGUGAAAGUGAUCGUGCCAAGAUGGAGCACCAGCAGAGACUCCCCGACGAGAUGGAUGGAGCGGAAAUCAACCCAGAGGAGGAGGACAUGACGAAGAUGGAACUGGAGAGCAUGGAGAUGAAUGAUGCGCGUCGUCCUACCCAGAUGGGGAAGGUGGGCAUCGCAGUGGACACCUGGCGGGCUACUGACGAUGAGGACCUGCUGGAGGGAUCAGGGACCAGCCAUCACGACAAAAUAUACGAGCUGGCGUGGUCCGUGUGGUCAGGCUGCUCAACCUCCUGCGACGGUGGGGUCCGCGUCAGGUCCUACCGGUGUCUGCCUGACCAGCCGCUCCUUGAGGCUUGUGUCCACGCCGGCAUCGAAACCCAGGAGCAGCGAGCUUGCAACCUGCAGCCGUGCCCUCCCACCCACGCCCCCGCCCCCGCCGCUAUGCUCCCAGACAGGGCGCCAGGAGUCAUUCAGGCGAUUCCAUACAUGACAGCCACCAGUAACUUGUCCCGAGCCGCCACUCCGACACCGCUGGAUGAGAUUAUGGCCUUCCCUAUUACAGCCUCGCCCGCCGCCUCCUCCUCCUCUCCCUCCUCUUACUACUCCUCUUCCUCCACCCCAUCUUCACCUGUAAUUACCGUACCUUCCGCCUCCUACGCUUUCUCCUCCUCCUCCUCUGGCGUUACCUCCUCCCCCUCCACCACCCCAGCCACGCCUAGCACCACUACAAGAGAUUACGUUGUGAAUAUUCAUCCUCUCUACCAGACCACUUCUACAGCCUCCCUUUUCUCCAGCCAACAUGGUCUUACUACGGGUUCCUCUCCUCACCCCUCCUCUUCCUUUUCUUCCUCGUCGUCCUUUCCUCUCUCCUCCUCUUCCUCCAUCAGCCUCGCGGAGGAGAAGCCUCGUAAAGCAACAUCAAUGAACAGCAUCCCCAUCAACCCACAAGAAGCGCCCCUGACGGAGAGACGCCUUAACGAAGUGGUGCCUUGGGGGACGGUCGCCACGCCCUCCGCCAAAAGAACCAAGUGGAGUUACUGGUACCAGCAGCAGCAGCAGCAGCACCACCCCAACCAUCACGGAAGCAACCACCACCAUCACCACCACCAACAACAACACCACCACCAGCAGAGCCAACAGCUACACCACAACCAGCAUCACCGGAUGAGGCAUCACCAUCAUAAACAGAGCGUGGCCCAGCGGGGUGAGGUGUGUCCAGGCGGCUGCGUCAACCAGGGCGUAUGUGGCCACGGCGGCGUGUGUCACUGUGCCCGGGGCUGGAGCGGCCGGCGGUGCGAGGUGGCGCUGUGUGGAAGCGGUGGCUGCAGGAACGGCGGGAUGUGUGUGUCCCCCGAGAGAUGCCACUGUGCGCCGGGCUACACAGGGGACCGGUGCCAGGACGCUGUCUGUUCCCCUGAGUGUGGUGGCGGGGGAACCUGCGCCCUGCCUGGUCUGUGUGUGUGUCCUCCCGGCCUCCUGCCUCCGACCUGCACGCCCAUGUGCACGCCAAGGUGUCAGCACGGCGGGGAGUGCACGGGGGUAGGCCAGUGCUCGUGUCCUGCUGGGUACUCGGGAUCUCGCUGUGAGUCCGCUGUGUGUUCCCCGCCUUGCCAGCAUCGGGGAACCUGUGUAGCGCCAGGCGUGUGCUCCUGUCCCCACGGCUACGGCGGUGCGCGCUGUGAAAGACUCCUGUGCUCGCGUGGGUGCGGCGUGGGCGGGACCUGCAUAGGCGUGGAGAGGUGCCAGUGCGGGAGCGGUUACUCCGGGCCCUCCUGCACCGUGCCGCUUUGUGACCCGCCGUGUGCCAAUGGGGGGACGUGCAUCAGACCCGGCGUGUGUUCCUGCCCUCAGGGUUACUCUGGCCGCUGGUGCACGGUCAAGAAGUGCAAGUACGUACCCAAGCAAGUGGAAUACACGAGGACUUACAAGAAGGCGGUGCCGCAGCGGGUACAGACACACUGCGGGGCCUGGGGCUGGAAGACUUGCACCUCCGUCAGGCAGAGCUACCAGACAGUCACGCAGAAGUAUUACCGAACUGUGUACACGUGCCAGACCUCCACCGCUAAGCCCUGAGCGAGGCUGGCGCGAGGAGGGCGAGGCUCUUUGCCUGUUGUCAUCAGGUAGUCGCAGUACCUCACACCGUCACCUGCUUAUCUGGUGCGGGAAGGAAGGGCGUAGUGCGCGAGAUUGACUGGCAGGAUUGUGUUUGUUGACGUCCCCUAAAGCUCCCCUGGUGCGAGUGGACUCAAAUAGCCACCUUACAGUGGACACCAUUAGUCUCCUUAGAGCGGACAUGUACCAAGUUGCAAACACUCUGCUGCCAUUUCUUGCCACAUCCACCACCGCUGUGCCAGAUACCGGGUGCAGGCUGAUGUACAGGAAGUGUAUGUACCCCACGCCACACGCUGUCGACCGGAAGAGGGACCAGCUGGCUGCAACGAGACCCAAUCUUAGGGUCUUGCCUGCAGUGACCCAGCGAGGCCGCCAUGCGUGACCCUGGAGCCUCGGCCGCCGCCAAGACAAGUUGUAAAAAAUACUCAUUGUUUCUCCACCUGCAUUUUCAGCUUCACGUCAGUUUAUUUGUUUGUCGUCACUUGUUGUGAAGUUUACGUUUAUUGUAUAGUAAUAAUAACAAUAGUAAUAAUAAUAAUAAUAAUAAUAAUAAUAAUAAUAAUAAUAAUGAUAAUAAUAAUGAUGAUGAUAAUAAUAAUAAUGAUAAUAUUAAUAAUGAUAGUUGUCUGGAGACUCAGUGGGAGGCAUCAACGUUUGCAGUGAGUGAAUCAGUGAAACUCCUUCGUGUUGACAUAAAUGUUCAGUCCUCCGAGUUAUACAUAGAGUAAAAGUCUUGUGUUGUGAGGGAGUCAGUUGUGCACUGUGAUCGCCUUUGUUACGUCUGGCCCAAGGACUUGCUGUAGGGAAGUGAGUGGAUAGCUGUGUGGAAGGUGGAGGUUCUUCCUAACAGACCACCCUCAGUACUGCGGUGAGUCAGUAGUACCUUGGAUAUUUUUGGGGUAAGAAGUAGGAAAAUUAGUCUCUUCCACAACUGAUUAUCCGUCUGACCGGUGUGUGUAUUUUUGAGUAGGUGUAGUGUAGGAAGCACUUGGUGGGUGUAACGGUGACAAAAUGUAAGUAAAUGUCCUGUACUAGUAGAACUCCCUGGUGUGUGGCAGGAAGCACCGUCAUAAUCACAGGUUUGCUGUACGUAUAAUGAAAACACCCAGAAUAAAUCAGGAACCUUUUA